GGCUUUCGCAUUACAAACGCUUCAAGCGCCGAGAGCCCCGCGCUCCUCUGAAACCAUAAGAAACAAAAAGGAAAAUCUCUCUUCUCUUUCUUUAUCUCUCUGAAAAUCUCUCUCUCUAGGAACCAGUCUAUCAAGCCCUAAUUCUUUUUCUGCCUCUUCAUGGCGUAGCUCUUGGAAUUCCAUUUCAUACUUCGCCAUGCACUUACCAGAUCGGUCUAGAGCGUCUGCUUUUUUUGGCGUAGCUUUUGGGAGCAGUAUGCCUCAGAUCCAUGGAUUUAGGGUUUUCUCUCUCUGCAACCAAUGUGAGUUUUGCUUUCUCUGCUGUCUCGAUGGUGUGUGUCGAGCUUGAGGUUUGUGAGAGGAAGUGGUGAAAAUGGAGAGGAAGAAGUAUCCGAUCAAGGCUGAGGAUUACAGGCUCCAUGAGGAGAUUGGACAUGGUGUUAGUGCUAAGGUUUUUAGGGCAAUAUGCAUUCCUUUGAAUGAGAUCAUUGCUAUCAAGGUUCUGGAUUUUGAGAAGACGAACAGUAAUUUGGAUAAUAUCCGUCGAGAGGCACAAACAAUGAUUUUGGUGGAUCAUCCAAAUGUCCUUAAAGCACAUUGUUCCUUUGUACAUGAGCAUACCCUUUGGGUUGUCAUGCCCUACAUGGCCGGUGGAUCCUGCCUUCAUAUAUUGAAGCAUGCGUAUCCAGAUGGUUUUGAGGAGACAAUCAUAGCGACUGUUUUACGUGAAGCGUUAAAGGGCAUAGCGUAUCUUCAUCAUCAUGGGCACAUUCACCGAGAUAUCAAGGCUGGAAAUAUCUUAGUUGAAGCAACUGGUGCAAUUAAGCUGGGCGAUUUUGGUGUUUCUGUAUGCCUUUAUGAUUCAGGUGAUAGGCAGCGCUCCAGAAAUACAUUUGUUGGGACACCUUGCUGGAUGGCACCUGAAGUGAUGGAGCAGUUACAUGGCUAUAACUUUAAGGCAGAUAUAUGGUCUUUUGGCAUAACUGCAUUAGAACUAGCUCAUGGUCAUGCUCCUUUUUCAAAAUAUCCUCCUAUGAAGGUUUUGCUUAUGACCUUGCAAAAUGCUCCACCAGGCCUUGAUUAUGAGAGAGAUAAGAAGUUCUCAAAGUCUUUCAAGCAAAUGAUCGCUAUGUGCUUGGCGAAAGAUCCUUCAAAACGUCCCAGUGCUGAAAAGCUUCUGAAACACGCGUUCUUUAAGCAAGCAAGGUCCAAUGAUUACAUGGCAAGGACUAUAUUGGAUGGAAUGCCUUCUCUUGGUGAUCGCAUUAGACACUUGAAGGAUAAAGAAGCUGAUAUGCUUGCACAAAAGAAAAUGCCUGAUGGUGAGAAAGAGGAGAGAUCCCAGAAUGAAUACAAUCGAGGGAUCAGUGCCUGGAACUUUAAUAUUGAAGAUGUGAAAGCUCAGGCUUCUUUGAUUCCAGAUGUCGAUGAUAUUCUUCCUGAUAAAGAUCAAGGAAUGCUUGGGUUUUAUGAUUCGCUAGAGAAAGAUUCAAAUUGCCAGCCCGCGGUCAUGGAUAUUUCUGAUAUGGUUGCUACAGAUGGAGGUCAUGCGACUGGACCUGGAGAUGCACAUCUUCCCUUGCCAGGCCAAGAUCCUAAGAUUAUCAGGUUCAAAGCUCAUGGAUUCGAGGAUGACUUUGAUGCUCUCAGUUUAACCGGUGAAGGCAGUGCUAGGCAGAGUACUUCAGUCAUGGAGUUGCAGUGUAACAAUGCUGAUAUUGAGAAGUUUGCGAAUGAACAAGAAGUUGUCUCAAACCCUUUUCUCCCACUUGCCACAUACAAAGGAGAAAGGUUUAAAUAUUUAAAUAUUAUCAUUUUAUCAGAGACAUUUAUUCUUAUUGUUAUCAUGAGAAAUAGGAAGGUGAUUGAGGCUUAUGCCUCAUCAGCAUAUUUAACCAAUUCUGAUGACCUUGAUGAAAAAUCAAAGGGGCCUGUUGUCCAGCAAAAAGGGCGUUUCAAAGUCACAUCUGAGAAUGUUGAUUUAGAAAAGGUACCCCAUUCUCCUGUCUUACAAAAAAGUCAUAGCCUGCAGGUGAUUACUCAACUUCCUUCAAAUUGUCUUCCAUCACCAUCUGAUUCUACAAUCUAUCUUCCCAGUUCUAUGCUUUAUCCACAAAUUCAAUCAGUCUUGUAUUCAAAUGUUGUUCAGAGGGAUUACCUUCUCCAAAUGUUGAAGACCGUGAGUACUGGUGAUGCUUAUACAGCUAGUCGUCUAUUUUGUACAGCUAAUUGUGUGAACGAUCUUGGAUCCACAUCUUUCUCUAACAUAGCUUCAGAGAAAUCUUUGCUCGAGGCAGCAAAUGAGAGAGAGAAAGAGUUGUUGGCUGAAGUAUCUGAUUUGCAGUGGAGGCUCAUUUGUGCCUCAGAAGAACUGCAGAGAUAUAAGGCAAGGGAUGCUCAGGUUUGAAACCAAACCAAGUUUUUUGCUUCUUUGGAUGGAACUUUACCUCGGUAUAGUCUUACUAAGGUAUGAGAAGAAAUUUCGCACAAUAGUUCAGAAAGGGGAUGUCAAUAUCUUUUUUUCUUUUCUUUCCUUUUUUCCUUCUUUUUUCUGAUAAUCAGGGGUGUCAAUAGUUUGGUGUGGUAAUCUGGUAACAGUUGAGGAAUUGGUGGGUUUGUGAGGCUUCUUUUAAAUAUGGCCUUUGUGGAGUUCCUAAGACUGAGCUAGCUCAUCUCCGAGUUCCUAUCCACUGGUGUGCAGGUUUUCUUUGUGUUUUGUAGAGAUUUUUUUACCUCUGAUAUUUGUACGGUGGCUGUUUGUAACAUAAUAUAUCUCCUUUAUUUGAUAAAAGGCCAUCUUUCUUAAG
Molecule: messenger RNA, 2807 nt
Organism: Amborella trichopoda
Lineage: Eukaryota; Viridiplantae; Streptophyta; Magnoliopsida; Amborellales; Amborellaceae
Source: RefSeq, a predicted model, not a curated record